Molecule: messenger RNA, 1107 nt
Organism: Solanum verrucosum
Lineage: Eukaryota; Viridiplantae; Streptophyta; Magnoliopsida; Solanales; Solanaceae
Product: 6,7,8-trihydroxycoumarin synthase-like
Exons: 6
Coding region: 1-1107 (368 amino acids)
Molecular function (GO): monooxygenase activity; heme binding; iron ion binding
Source: RefSeq, a predicted model, not a curated record
AUGUUGACAGCCUUUUUUGUCUCUGAUUAUUUUCCUCUCUUAGGAUGGAUUGAUAAACUCUUCGGAAAAACAAGUAGACUUGAGAAGAAUUUUAAGGAUUUGGAUGAGUUUUACGAAGGACUCAUUGAGAAACAUCUCAAUCCCAAUAGGCCAAAAUCCAUGGAAGAAGAUAUUAUUGAUCUUUUGCUCCAAUUGAAGAAAGAGAAAUCAACUCCAAUUGUUCUUACUUUGGACAACAUAAAGGCUAUAAUCAUGAAUAUGCUAGUUGCUGGAACAGACACUACCGCAUCUACAAUAAUUUGGGCAAUGGCAGCCUUGAUAGCAAACCCGAAUGCCAUGAAGACAGUUCAAGCAGAAAUUAGAGAAUCGGUUGGAAAAAAGUCCAUAGUGAAUGAGGAUAAUGUCCAAAAGCUUCAAUAUUUCAAAGCAGUGAUAAAAGAGACAUUCAGAUUAGCAGGUAGAAGAGGAUGUCCGGCUAUUGCACUUGGUGUGGAAAAUGUGGAACUUGUACUCUCUAAUCUUCUUUACGCUUUUGAUUGGGAGUUGCUUCGUGGGAUGAAAAGAGAAGACAUUGACACUGAUGCUUAUGCUAGAAGGAAUGUGAGGGAGAAUGCGAAACAAAAAUCUCCUCCCCAAGCUCCUCCUCAAGUUUCGGUUGAUCCUUUGGCCGAACAAGUUACAAAUGCAGAGGUUAGGGCGGCUUUUCAAGUGUUGGCUCAAGCCAUGACGUCCCAAGCAAAUAGGGAGGUUGCAGUUCUCGAGAACCCAAAUAUUGAGGAGCAAAAGCUCAAUGAAAAUUCUAGGGAGGCAAAGAGAGCUAAGACCGGUGAUGGUAAUUUUUCUCAUGCAAGGUCUGAGGCAUAUCUGGAAGCUUUGGAUCUCUGGUUGGCUGUAGAAGAUGAAUACAUCAUUGCUCCCUUGCCAAACAAUCCCACGAUGGCACAAAUUAAAAAUCACCAGGAAAGGAAAAUUAGGAAAUCAAAGGCAAAGGCAUGUUUAUUUGUUGUCGUUUCAUCCAAUGUCUUCACUCGUACCAUGUCUCUAAAGUUGGCAAAAGAGGCAAGGGAUUAUCUUAAGACUGAGUAUGAAGGAGAUGAAAGGAUUUGA